CUGUUAUGGGAGUAGUGUGCAUUCGGCGUUCUGUAUUGACUGGUGUAUCAACACUGAAAUCAUUAUUCCCAAUGCUGGUGAGCUGACAGCGGGCAUAUGUUGGUCUAACGUACAAGGUGACCCGCCAUACGUUAUCCAGGCUGUGGAGGAUGUUAAAGGUUUCCCCAAAUAUGGCUUCUACAUCGUGCGAAAUGGGUGAUGUGCAGGUCACACUGACAAGUAUUCAGAGACUGGUAGCAUUGUCCGGAUUAUCAUGGGACUAUCAGCAGCCGAAGUCAGCCAAAUGGUGCAACGUCUUGGUGGUAGCUUCCAGGAUAUAUUCAAUUUCGUUUUGCAUAUUUCUUAUUCUGUAUUCUAUCUUGAUGAUACCAUACUAUACGAAAACUGAAUCAUUCACGGAGACAAGUUUUCCCUUAGCAAAUAACUUGUUAACUUUGUUAUGUCUAACCUACUGGGCUCUCAGUACCAACGUCCACAGCAAGAUUCGUACAUUCCACGAACGUCUUCGCGAAACACGGUUGAAGUUUAACAGUUCUGUUUCAGCCACUAGACUGAGUCAGAGGGUGAAGAAGGCCUGUGUAUGUUUUCUGGUCUUCGCGGCAUUUAUCUGUGUUUCCAGUGGCCUAACCGUAAGCAUAAUGGGUGUUUCAUCCAGUGACUUGUUUUGGCCUUCACUCGUAUUGACUUCGAUAAUUAGUGGCUGGAUAACUCUGCUAAACCAUUCGUUAUUGCUUCUGUUCUUGUCCAUAUCCCUUCUUCUUACUUAUGAGUAUGAUAAUUGCACACUGAGACUGUCAAGGGCUUCUGAAGGGUCCAUCAAAGAAGAGGAUAUUGAGGACAUUCGAGGUUACCAUGCAUCUUUAACAGACCUGGUGGAACAUGUGGUUUCCCUUAUGACCAGACACGUGGCUGUUGGCUACGUCAGCUCCUUCCUCAUUGUGUGUUUCUGUCUGUACAACAUCAUCAACGACGAGGCAUCAUAUGACAACAUUGGCAUUGCAGUAACUGCUAUUUACAUGUCUACUUUACAUCUCAUCGCUCUCACCUAUAUUGGCAUCAGAUUGCACGAAGCGGCACACCGACCUCUGAAUGUUCUCCUGGACAUGACUGGGAAAUAUAUGCCUGAUAGAGUUAUUGGACUGGUCACACUGUUCGCAACCAAGUUGUCUCAACGUCAGAUCGGAAUCAGUGCUUUAGGCCUUAUGACAAUCACGAAGGACACUACCCUAGCCAUCAUUGGUACCCUCCUCACCUACGUUUUCAUCGUGAUCCAGUUUAAUCCGGAUUCGGCUGUUGGAAUUUCACACAUUGCGAACGCUACGACAGUGUAACGGAAUCAACUUGUGACGAGUAUCAAAUGCUUUUGCACUAAUGGAUAUUUAGCUGAACGUUGUAAUGUGUUGACUUUGUCACCAUAGAAACGUAAUCGCCAGGGAAUAACCGGUUUCUGUUAUCUGCAGCUUUCAGACGGCGUCAUGGAGGAGUAAAUUAUUGGAAUUGAUCUCUGAAAUAGGUAUUUUCGAUUCCCAUUUGACCUUCCUGCCACAUAUUAAAUCCCUUAAAGCUAAAUGCCUGAAGGCACUCGAUUUGUUAAAGGUUGUUUCCAAUUCAAAGUGGAGAGGGGAUCAAACUGCCCUCCUUCACUUAUAUAGAUCGUUGGUACGAUCGAAACUUGAUGACCCUAGUAAGGUGAUCUACCUUCAGUUGUUGGCGAUCUAUAGCCAGUUUUUAUAUUG
Messenger RNA from Haliotis rubra (blacklip abalone), 1736 nucleotides. RefSeq lists its product as uncharacterized. The transcript has 4 exons. Bases 150 to 1331 code for a protein of 393 amino acids. Gene Ontology annotation, biological process: sensory perception of taste. The record is from RefSeq and is a predicted model, not a curated record. Gene Ontology annotation, cellular component: membrane. NCBI's taxonomy places the organism in Eukaryota, Metazoa, Mollusca, Gastropoda, Lepetellida, Haliotidae.